AUGGAUCCUCCCAACAAAAGAGGCUCUGCUUUCCGCAGGAAACCGAUUAGAAGUCAAUCUUCGGGGCUGUCUGACGAAGACGGUAGCGACAACGAAAAUUUCGACUUGGCUGCGGCCACCGUGUCCGACGGCUUUCGACCAACACAUCCAUCACCAACCGACAGUUCAUCAGUAUUCUCGACGACAAACAAUCCCACCAGUGCCUCGGCCGCCUCUUCGCAAGCUCGAUUGCUGUCACAAAGCCCAACCCACGAACAGGCGCCGACUUCCAGCCUCUCCAAGCCUUCGGCAUCUGGAUCUGCCCGCCCAUCAAGCGCAGUCAAGCCUCCACGGCCUCAUGAUUCACUCACACUCCGUAGCGAUGGUGCAAACCCUCUUCAAACCGACCCGUCAUUAUCGUCAGCGCUGGCGUCGCACACAGAUGCUCCGCGGAUACGGCCUCAGAGCCCUUAUCGAGGCCCCACUGGUCCUUCGCACCCGUAUCAGAUGUAUCCGCAGAGAACACUGAGCAACGGUACGGCUUCUGCCGAUCAAGCUACAAGGCGCGGCCCUGCGCAUCCAUAUGCCCUCUACCCGCAAAACACCGUCACCAGCGGCGACGAGACGCCUAGUCAGAUACCCAUUGGCUUUUCGACAUCUGGCGAUGGUUAUCAAAGGCAAAUCGGCCCAGACGGAGAAGACGUAGGAGGCUUGGUUGGACCUUUGGGGCAUACCGAAGAACUGCCUCCUUAUACGAGAUACCCCGACCAGGCUGUUGUCCGAAAGGCUACCCCCACUGCAGCUGUGCUGCCAGAGGAUGGCGCAUCCAACAACCCAGAUCAAACCGAUACUGGAGCCGGAGGAAUUGGGGUAGCGACGCGGAAUCCAGAGUUUUCAUCUACAGAGGAAGACCUUCAGCCAUCACAAUCUAGACCAUCCACUCGCAGCCAUCACGACAUCAACACUGCUGCACAAAACCAGGCAGAGAAGCCUCAGAUGAGCAAAUGGCAGCGUAGGGCAAAGAAGAAGCUCUGGGGCAUCGUGCCGUAUUGGGCAAUAUGCCUACUCAUUAUAGGUGUUGUUCUCGUUGGCGUCAUAUUGGGUGCUGUCAUAGGGACGGUUUUCACGCACCAUAGAUCGCAAAAUUUCGGCUCAAGUUAUCCCCCGCCGUUUCCAACACCCACGUCUGAUGUUAUACCAUUACCAGAUGUCCCUCCACGUCUGCCUCAUUUACCUACUGGCACAUAUGAACUGCCACUUCUGAUUCCUAACCAAUCGCCCAAGGGUUGCCUCAACGAUACAAGACAAAGUGCUGCUUGGAACUGUAACAUACCUACUAGCUACUAUGAAAUGAAGCUCGGCAACAUGUCAAAUGAAAAAGCGACUGCAUGUUAUAAUCUCUCUCUCAAGCCUGUCAGUCUUGUCGAUUCCCGGUUUCUCUGGGGUGCACAGCCUCCCAAUAUCGAUGGUGAAACCUUGACACUUGUCAACGACACAUCUGAGCCUCGCCGUGGACCGGCGUGGUGGCUCAAGGUUACCUAUGACAAGAUAGUCGUGGUCGCUCAGGAUGCUUUCCCCCCUCCCUCCACGACCAAACGUUGGGACAACAUGGGCAGGCCAUUUGACGAUUAUGAUGUAAUCCGAACAAAAAAAUCACUUGGAGCUCAAAACGGCGAUAAACCCUGGAUAUGUACCUGGCCUGGUACGACACUCGAGGUUUUCAUCUACCCCAUCCAGAAUUCCAGUGUCGGAGCCAAUCCAACUUCAGGUACAGCGACAUCAUCAGCGGCCUCUUCGACGAACUCUGUGCCCAACCCGUAUGCAGCUGAGGGGUUAUUCCCCUACCCCAGAAGCGUCAAGCUUAUAGAGAAACGAGAUGCCAGCAACACUCCUAGACCAUUCUGUCGCCAAGUUCAGGUCGUCGAUAAUGGGCGUGGCAUAGCGAAUGUGACGGAUAAUUCUGGGAACCCCGUUCAAAUACAGAUCAAUGAGAACUACGACUCGGACGACGAUCAGCAGACAUCCCAAAAUAACCGCUCGCUCCGGAAGAAGUGGGAUCAAUCUUGGAACUCUCAGAAAAUGGAGCAGUUGACGCCUUGCGGCUGUCUUUGGUCGUCUUGA
This is a messenger RNA of Trichoderma gamsii, 2100 nucleotides long. RefSeq lists its product as hypothetical. The record is from RefSeq and is a predicted model, not a curated record. NCBI's taxonomy places the organism in Eukaryota, Fungi, Ascomycota, Sordariomycetes, Hypocreales, Hypocreaceae. The transcript is spliced from 2 exons. The coding region runs from base 1 to 2100 and encodes 699 amino acids.